UCUUCUAUAAAAGAUAUGCUAAUAUACCCCGCAUAACUAGAAGUAAGAGUAAGUAGUAUAACGUAGUCGUAGAGACUAAGCAACGACAAUUAAAGUUACUACUCGCCAACUCAAGGACAUGAAGAAGAUCUACCAGAUGCUCAGGGAAGUCCAGAUGAAGCAUCAGGUUUCGUUCCAGCCGGAGCAAUUCAUCACCGCGUGUCAACAAGAACAAGUUGAUAGCGACAUCUUCGACAAAUAUGGCCCUGUCUUAGCGUUGCAGUGGCUGUUUGCGCAGGAAAAGUCCGCGGAAGCGGUUCAGGCAGACUAUGAUGAAAUCCAUCACGAACUCUGGGGGGCGGAGCGGGAAUUCAAGAAGUGGGAGGGGAGGCGCCAGCGAAUCGAGCGGGUCCGAAUGGGCAUCAACGUCAAAAGAGUCGGGGGCCCAGGGCAGCCUCGCCAAUACCAGUCGCGAGUCCCAGCUCGUAGCAUCUCCCCUUAUUCCCAUCGAUCCCAGUCUUCCCCACCCAAAGCACGUUAAGCCGACGCAGCCGACGCCCGAGGAUGCUGAGCGCUUCUGGAUGGAUCCCACGGUCAUCUUCAACAAUAUCUUCAAGGAGAAGAAGACGAAGGACAAGCAUGAGACGGAGAUGGAGGUCGAUUGACGGGCAGGCCUCGGCUGAGCAGGGUAGUUUGGGCGUUGAUGUGCUUAGCAGCAUGUUGGCAGGCACCACGCUUGAGGGAUAAUGGUAUCUGGGGGUUGUCGGUUAGGGAAGAAGAUCGCCUUUGCAGGUU
Molecule: messenger RNA, 774 nt
Organism: Trematosphaeria pertusa
Lineage: Eukaryota; Fungi; Ascomycota; Dothideomycetes; Pleosporales; Trematosphaeriaceae
Exons: 1
Coding region: 309-644 (111 amino acids)
Source: RefSeq, a predicted model, not a curated record